Molecule: messenger RNA, 2364 nt
Organism: Colletotrichum truncatum
Lineage: Eukaryota; Fungi; Ascomycota; Sordariomycetes; Glomerellales; Glomerellaceae
Product: C6 transcription factor
Biological process (GO): regulation of DNA-templated transcription
Cellular component (GO): nucleus
Molecular function (GO): zinc ion binding; DNA-binding transcription factor activity, RNA polymerase II-specific; transcription cis-regulatory region binding
Source: RefSeq, a predicted model, not a curated record
AUGCAAAAGCUCACUAGUGUCCUGGUAUCAGAUCGUUCAUCAUUUGGUGUGUUGAGUGAACAUCAACGACAAACCAACAUCGAUAUGGCCUCUACUUCACCGCCGCCGGCGUCGACAAGCCGCUCUACCCCAGAGCAACCCCGGGUACCGCCCGUGGCUCGAUGGGGUGCCGCUUGUGCGCCCUGUGCAACGGCAAAGGCAAAGUGUCUCCGGUCCAACACAAACCCUAAUUCCAAGUGCGACAGAUGCGAGAGACUGAUUAAGAAUUGUACAAAGCAAGUACACAAGCCGAGGAAGAAGAGACAAAGUAAACCUUCAAAAGCCACCCAAAUCGAAGAGCGCUUGGAUCGUCUUGUAAGUUCCUUGCGGGUAUCGGGCAAUCUGUCUGCGAUUUCGAACCAUCUUGAUGGCAACCAACCGGGUCCUUCAUCUAGGCGACCCAACCUGGUGCCCAAUCACUCUACAACGCUACCCCCCAGUCACCCCAGCUUCUUGACACAGACCGGCUCGUCCAUGUGGGAGCCAGCAAGCCAGAUUGACACUGGCCCUGUUCAUAUUCCCGAAACGUACAACUGCUUCGUUCCGCCAACAUGCAUAUGCAGAACAGAGCCAGGUGAAGCCCCUGGACCUCCUGACACGGAUGAGAAUCUGCUCGCCAUCUACCGGGAACAAAUGACGCCAAAUUUCCCCUUUGUGGUCGUUCCGGAGGGGGUAUCAGCCAGUAGUCUUGCAGCAAUGAGGCCAUUCCUUAUGGCAUCGAUCCGCAUGGUCGCAUCUUUCUCAAGCCCAAAAUCGAUGCGCGGGCAGAUGUACCGUCUUUUGAACCGUAUUGCCGAUCAUAUGCUACUAAGAUCCGAAAGAUCUCUAGAUCUCCUGUCAGGUUUGGUCGUUAUUCUCGGGUGGUAUCAUCAUCACUGCAUCGCCCACGCUCAACUCAACAAGCUCAUCUCUCUUGCGGCAUGCCUCGUGGGAGAGCUAGGAUUGAAGCGUAGCCCGAGUUUACCGGAACGAACGAGACUUAUGGUUAUGCGCCCCAGCGAGUUGAGGGAGAGAACGAACGAGGAGCGGCGGUUAUUGCUGGCGGUUUGGUAUCUUAGCUCUUCAAUUUCGUUGGACAUCCAACAGAUCGAUCCGAUGAGGUUCUCAAGCUAUGUGCAGCAGUGUCUUCGCGAACUCGAAGAGUUCAGGGAGCUCGAAUCGGACAUGCAUCUAGUCUACAUUGUACGGAUUCAACGCCUCGCAGAGAGGAUCUCGCAGAUUAGGGGCAAUGAAGAUGGGGACGAGGAGACGCCGAUUCCCAAAGCACCGAUCUCUGCAUAUGCAUCAAGCUUCCAGGCCGAGCUGGACAAACUGCAGGACCAGAUGCCUCAAAGCCUGCAAGAUAAUUAUUUUCUCAAAGUCAGAAUGGCAACAGCCCGACUCCGGCUCUAUGAGCCACCAACCAUCGACGCCGACCUCCUCGCAUCUCUUUCAAAGUCUCUCACAUCCCUAAGCUCCAGUUACAGCUCUGCUCUAGAUAUUUUCUACCAGGCCAACGCCGCGUUGAAAGCAUGGUUCGAGGUUUGGCUGGCUAUACCUGUGCCGGCCUUCUCCACCAUGCCUCUGACCCUGGCGUCACACAUGAUUUUUGCAGUGGUGAUGAUGAGCCGUUGGGCAUGGCUGGCCGCAAGCAACAAUAGCACGGCGCAAGAGCCAGCGGUUCCCGUUGACCCAUCGGCCGGGGACCCUAACGUCGCGCUUGCGGCUAUGGAGGCGGCAAUCGGCCCCAACACACCAGUCUCAUCCUCGACGCCAUCUACGACCUCCAAGGCCACGCCGACGUGGGAUCCGCCAAUUCCGGAUAAGAACCUGCCUCGGGUUCUCGCUGAUAUUAGGGCUCAGCUUUCGCGGCAGCCGGAGCUGAUGCUCAAUGUUUCUGACAUCCUCCACAAGGUUGCGGACCAACUGGAGGAGGUCGAUGCAACGAUGGCGAGGGUUUCUGUUGAAGAUGGACCGUGGCGAGGAAACAUUUGGACCCUGGGGGCAACAAAAGUGCGAAUCGCACAGUUGAGGCAGAAGAGAUGGCUGGACUUGGUGUCUGGGGGUCUCGAGCAGCAUGAUGGUGACGAGGAGGAUGAGACGGAUGAGCAGGGGGGUUUGGGUGAGAUUGAUAUGGAGGAAAGUAUUGCGGCGGGUCUUCCCACGAUGGGACCUUGGGAAUAUGAUACUACCUGGGGGCCGAGUAUCUAUGAUAUCAUGGAUCCAUCGAUGUAUAUCGAUGGAAUGGGUGUGACGUCUGGUGAUUGGGCUUCCGCGGGCUUGGUUGGCAUGGCGCCGAUGGAGCAACUUCAAGGGAUGCAAGGCCACGAAUCGAGUUACAUGUAA